CUCCGUCCCAAUUGAAAUCCACAACAUUUACAAAGCCAUCUACAGAGGGAGAAAGAGGAAGAAGAGAGAAAUGAGCUUUUCGUCGACGGCGGGAUAUUUGGCUCGGCGAGCCGCCCAGAAGGAGAGGGUUCGGAUCCUUUACCGGCGAGCCCUCAAAGACACUCUCAAUUGGGCUGUCCAUCGCCAUCUCUUUUAUCGAGAUGCGUCGGACCUCCGGGAGAGAUUCGAUGCAAACAAGCACGUGGAAGAUCUUGACAGAAUAGAUAGGAUGAUAGCUGAUGGAGAAGCUUCCUAUAAUAAGUGGCGACAUCCUGAUCCCUAUAUCGUUCCUUGGGCUCCGGGUGGUUCUAAGUUUACGCGAAACCCAACUCCACCUCCGGGGAUCGAGAUCAUAUAUAACUAUGGGCGGGAAGAUCACUGAAAUCUUCGUUAUCAUGGUAAUAAAUAAAGGUUGAAAAAGCAACGUUUUGAGUAUUGCAGGUUGAAAUUGUUCGUGGGCUCGUCAGAGUCGAUGAUGAUAAAGCGCGAGCUCUUUGACGUGUAAACUCGAAUGAACACAAAUUAUAGUCAUUCCUAGUUGAUUUGGUUUCUUCUUAUUGCUCAGAUAUGCAAAUUUGACAUAGAAAAAUCACCAUUGGAACGAUGUGUGAUGCUGCAACUUUUGGUUAAUUAUCCAUCCUUUGCAGGAUGAGCGGUUUGCCCGAUUGCUUGUCAUUGCAUCAGAUGUUUAAAUAAAUAGGAAAUGUUUUUAGCAAUUGAGAAGCUAAUUUCAUUUU
Messenger RNA from Cucurbita moschata (crookneck pumpkin), 776 nucleotides. RefSeq names its product NADH dehydrogenase [ubiquinone] 1 beta subcomplex subunit 9-like. The record is from RefSeq and is a predicted model, not a curated record. Bases 71 to 421 code for a protein of 116 amino acids. Gene Ontology annotation, biological process: mitochondrial electron transport, NADH to ubiquinone. The transcript is spliced from 6 exons. Lineage: Eukaryota; Viridiplantae; Streptophyta; Magnoliopsida; Cucurbitales; Cucurbitaceae.